UGAUGGAGCGAGAUGACUUCUGCUGCAAUAUUGUUUGUUUCCUGUUUUAUUUUUUCAGCUUAGAGUUUGAUUUAGAUUUUUAAAGUAUCCUGAUACUGCCUAUUUAUUUUUUUUAUACAUUUUAUUCGACCUAAGAGCUGCUAUACUUUGGAUUUACACAUACUUUAAUUUUGAAGAGUUAUUGAUCAGAGAGGUGAAAACCUUAUAUUUUCAAACUUUUGUUUUUUCUGUUUUGUGGCUCCAGGGUGUACAUUCCUGCCACUUCAGUUCUCUCAUUUUUGCGCAAAGAUAUUCUGCAUUUAAUUUGGAUAAGAGGGCAAAUUGCACUGCGUCUGUCAUGACCCUUGAUUUUCCAGAAAGAAUGGGUGAUUGACAUUCAACUUAGGCAGCAUGUUUUGAGUCUCUCCGCUCGUCUUGUCACCGUUGUGGCCGCGUGAAAGACUUCAGGUGACAGUUGGAGCCGUUGCAUGACUGCACAACCCUGACGCAUCUGCAGAGCACCAGACUGCGGCAAUGGAAACUAUCACAAACGAAAGUGACUUUUGGCACUUCAACGAAUCCUGGCGGAACUCGAGCCUCCUGAACGGGACCGGUUUGCUGAACCAGACAAACCCUCUGAAGCGGAAUGAGGAGGUGGCGAAGGUGGAAGUGACUGUGCUCGCUCUGGUGCUGUUUCUGGCGCUGGCGGGGAACCUGUGCGUCCUGCUGGCCAUCCAUACCACCAAACACAGCCAGUCCCGCAUGUAUUACUUCAUGAAGCACCUGAGCAUCGCAGAUCUGGUUGUUGCCAUAUUUCAAGUUCUCCCUCAACUUAUCUGGGACAUUACAUUUCGGUUCUAUGGACCGGACAUCCUGUGCAGGUUGGUGAAAUACCUACAGGUCGUUGGGAUGUUCGCCUCCACCUACAUGCUGGUUUUGAUGUCCGUGGACAGGUGUUUGGCCAUCUGUCAGCCUCUUCGGUCUUUGCACAGAAGAAAAGACCGUUUCUAUGUGAUCUUUUCCUGGGUGCUGAGCCUGCUCUUCAGUAUCCCACAGAUGUUCAUUUUCUCCCUGAUAGAGGUGGGCUCUCCUGGAUCAGGAGUGUACGACUGCUGGGGAGACUUUGUCAUGCCAUGGGGAGCCAAAGCUUACAUCACAUGGAUCAGCCUCACUAUAUACAUCAUACCUGUGGCGAUACUGAGCAUUUGUUACGGCUUGAUAAGCUUCAAAAUAUGGCAAAACUUUAAACUGAAAACCAGACGGGAGCAGUGCAUCAGCCUGACCCCCAAAGCCUCCAAAGGAAACACGCUGGCGCGCGUGAGCAGCGUAAAGCUCAUCUCCAAAGCGAAGAUCACCACGGUGAAAAUGACUUUUGUUAUCGUUGUGGCUUACAUCGUCUGUUGGACCCCCUUCUUCUCAGUCCAGAUGUGGUCUGCGUGGGAUCCAGCUGCGCCUCGUGAGGCCAUGCCCUUCAUCAUCUCCAUGCUGCUGGCAAGCCUCAACAGCUGCUGCAACCCCUGGAUCUACAUGUGCUUCGCUGGGCAUCUUUUCCAUGAUCUACGGCAGAACUUUUUGUGCUGUUCCUCUCGCUACCUCAAGUCAUCCCAGUGUCACUGUGAGCGUGACUUUGACUCCAGUCACAAGAGCAACUCCUCCACCUUUGUCAUAAAGAGCACAAGCAGUCAGAGGAGCAUUACACAGACUUCUAGCACAUGAGCACCCGUCCUCUUUUCUUUUAUUUAAACUUGCUUUCGCCUUUCACCACAUGCUGUCGCCAUAUAAUGUCAAGCAGCUCAACUCCCUUGGAUACUUGUUCAGUCCAUGGGGGGGAAAACAAUAAAAUGCUUAAUUCUUAACUUAAUUUCUUUACAAUGUAAAGUGAAACUGAAUAAUGAAAUGUACAGGUGUUAAAAAGGGUGCAACUUCCUUCAAGUAAUGUGUGUGAUAAUCAUUUUCAAGGCUGAGCAAUCAACUGAAUCUUUGUUUUUACAUUUUUUUAUUUUAGGUGUACAGUAUUAUGUUAAGAGAAUUUUUGGAUGAUUUUCAACCUUAGCUGACCACACUAUUGAUUCAGAUAAAGUAACCUGCAAAGCUUAUGGACUCUGUUUGUGUGUGUUUCGAUGAAAUUGUUCAACUGUUCUAAAUAAUCUGUAAAAUGAUGUUCACUUUGUUACAUUUGGAUUGCAUACAUGUAAACUGUUACUGGAGCUAUUGUUGGAUGUGAUACGUAUUUUAUGGCUGUCACUGCUAAUGGUUUUAAAACAAAAGGUGAAAAAUAAAAAAAGAAUGAA
Messenger RNA from Cheilinus undulatus (humphead wrasse), 2270 nucleotides. It is a transcript of the gene oxtra, whose product is annotated as oxytocin receptor. The transcript is spliced from 2 exons. The coding region runs from base 514 to 1695 and encodes 393 amino acids. The record is from RefSeq and is a predicted model, not a curated record. NCBI's taxonomy places the organism in Eukaryota, Metazoa, Chordata, Actinopteri, Labriformes, Labridae. Gene Ontology annotation, molecular function: oxytocin receptor activity; vasopressin receptor activity; peptide binding. Gene Ontology annotation, cellular component: membrane. Gene Ontology annotation, biological process: regulation of systemic arterial blood pressure by vasopressin; female pregnancy; G protein-coupled receptor signaling pathway.